AUGUCCGAUUUCCGCACCGGUUUCCGUCCCCACACCACGUGCCUCACGGCUACAUCACGAGGAACGGCUCCACAGACGGCUCGGACGCAUGACGUGUCACACCUUGCGGAUCACCGUAGUGCACUGCCGCCGCAGCUACCGGCCUCUCAAAUCAAGGAGAUCACGGGUGUCUACGAGAGUAGCUUCAUGCCGGUGGACUCCAGUAGCAUAUACUCUGACGAGGACGGCAUGUGGCACACAAAGGUGUUCCCAUCGGAAAGCCCCUCCAGCCGGACGGACGCGGUGAUGUUGGACAACUGGAUCAGCCACACGUUUGGCAAGAAAAGAGUCCAAGAGUUGGUGCCGGUGCUCUCGGUGGCGCUUCACGAGAUCGUCCGCCAGGUCAUGCACCAUUGUCAGGAGCGAGGCGUGGCACUCCAGAAGAUCUGGCGAACCUACGUGGAGCUGUUCGAGAGGGUCCUUGAACAGAUGCAACGCUCCCUCACGAUCCACAAGGAACGCACCGCGGAGGUACAAGAAGAGCUGAAGGAGGCGAACCAGGAAGUUCGGCAGUUGAAGCGCGAGCAUCCGGAGCAGAUGCACAACAUCAUCUCGGACUUAGAGGCGAAGUUCCUGCAGCGGCAGAAGAACUUCGAGCGGGACCUUCAGGAGGCGGAGGAGGAAAACAUGGCUGCCAAGACUGCCAUCCGGACGCAACACAAGGAGUUGGAAAGCUGGUAUCCAGGAUUCCAACUCUACCAAGAUUCCUUCGUGAAGAAUUUGUUGCCACAGACGGAUCAUGGAGCGUGGCGCAGCAUCCGCAAGUUCGAGGAGUCGGUGGACGACGCUGCACCCGAAGUGGCCAUGGCCGAGGACUUCAAGCGACUUCUUGCGGCUUUGCCGCCCGAUAAGCGCAAAGUGAUAGGGCAAGACUUGAUGGGCCUCAUCGACGGUGAUGAGGUCGAGAAGAUCAGCGACGCGCCCUUCAACAUGGAGGCGUUCUGCAUCAUAAACCUAUAUAAACUACCACAGUGUCGGCACAUAAGCCUUUGCACUGACGUGGAAGGGUUGUUCGUUGCCUCGGUUUAUUUCGUCCGGGCUUCGUCGGUUCUUUAG
This is a messenger RNA of Durusdinium trenchii, 1095 nucleotides long. The record is from the annotation of a GenBank genome assembly. Lineage: Eukaryota; Dinophyceae; Suessiales; Symbiodiniaceae.